AUGGCCAAAAUCUACUUCGAAGCCGGUCGGGUUGUGGACGAUGUGCUCUCCGGCCGAUCCGGCCUGAAGGCUGCCCUCUAUGCCCAGCAGCUCUCUUCGGACCCACGGGCAGUCUGCAAGCUCUCCUCGUGUACGUUGUCAAACAAGGCAGCUAUAGCUGAAGCCCUCGAGCAUGUUGGCCUGGAUCACCAUUCUCAUGGCAUGAUGCUGGUCAUGGCCUACGAGCUACUUCUGGGACAUGGGCUGAGAGGAGGAGGAAAGCUGCGGCGAGAAUUGGAGGGCCACGCAAGGGAGUUGCAGGCGGCUUUUAAGAAGUCGAGCCAGCAUAGUGAGGUCCUUUCGGAACAGAAAGAGGCUUUCUCCUCCUUGCCGCGCUACGUCCGCGUGAACCGGCUGCAGCUGGCGGAGGACCUGGAGGUGCUGAGGAGACGUUUGGCGAAGGCCCUGAGGAGGGCCGCCGGCGCCCGAUCCGAGCAGAACAAGCAUAUGGAGGCGACUCGCGUGGAGGUGGACGCCGUGGUGCCCAACGUUUUGCGGCUGCCGGCGGCCUCGCGGAGAUGGCUCCGGGAGCUUCCGGAAGUGGAGAGCGGAGCACUGGUUUUGCAGGAUCGGAGCAGCUGCUUGUCGGCCCUGGCCGCAGGUUUGGUCCCUGGCAGCUUCGUUCUGGACUCGUGUGCAGCCCCUGGUAGCAAGACGGCUCAUGCCAUCGAGCUGCUUCAGGCACGUGGGCGCCUGGCUGCUUUCGAGAGGGAUCCCAAGCGGGCGGCAGCCCUCCUGCAGCGCCUGCAGCUCUUGGUUGGCUUUACAGAGACUCCCAAGCGUAAGGCUAAGGGAAGACAUGAACCGGAAGCGAAGAGCGAUUUCUCGGUCUUGAAAUGGGGGUCGCAGAUACGAGGGCGUUGCUGGGCUCGUGCCGGUGCUGGUGCUGCUGCCACUGGGGCGGAGGGAGUCGAGGUAGCUGUGCAUGUCGGCGAUUUCCUCGACACAAAUCCAGCGCGCCCCCCAUGGAAUCAGGUCGAUGUUCUAAUUGUUGAUCCGAGCUGUUCUGGCUCGGGCCUGCCGGAGCACCACUUGAUCGAUGCGACUGCCGAAACUGGGACAUCUCGGAGAGUGCAGCGUCUGGCUGCCUUCCAGAAGCGCAUCCUGUCGCACGCGCUCAGCUUCCCCAAAGCGAAGACAGUCGUUUACUCCACCUGCUCCACGCAUCGACUGGAGAAUGAGGACGUCGUCGAGGAGGUGUUGUGCCGCUACCCCGGCUUUGAGGUGGUGGAGGCACUUCCCUGGUGGCAAAACGCGCCUCUCAAGCCUGCGACAGGCAAGCCCUUCCCCAGCUGGGCCAAGAAUUGCUUAAGGUCGGAUCCUGUCACCCACAAGUGUCGAGGGUUCUUCCUGUGCCGACUGGACCGACUCGAGCAUCUCGCACAUGGCCCUGGCGAUGCCGAUCCUCCGCCCGAGCCAAGCCGCAGGAAGCGCAAGAGGCGCCUCGCGACAUCGGCUCCGAGACCGGAGGAGAUCCAAGUCGCCAGCAAAGACAAAGACAAGGCCUUCCUGGCGGCGCCGAAGGCGAAGAAGGGAUCCGGCUUGCGGAUCCUCCGCCGCCUAGCGAAAACUCUUUGGGCUUAG
This is a messenger RNA of Symbiodinium sp. CCMP2592, 1623 nucleotides long. NCBI's taxonomy places the organism in Eukaryota, Dinophyceae, Suessiales, Symbiodiniaceae. The record is from the annotation of a GenBank genome assembly.